Lottia gigantea (owl limpet) is the source of this 844-nucleotide messenger RNA. RefSeq lists its product as hypothetical. Gene Ontology annotation, molecular function: carbonate dehydratase activity; zinc ion binding. Gene Ontology annotation, cellular component: plasma membrane. The transcript is spliced from 7 exons. The annotation marks the transcript as partial. The record is from RefSeq and is a predicted model, not a curated record. Lineage: Eukaryota; Metazoa; Mollusca; Gastropoda; Lottiidae.
AUGGCACCUGGUCAAAGAUGGGAUUACCAAGGCAAUGCUGGACCAAGUUAUUGGGCAAAUUCGUACGUGGAUUGUGGUCUUAACAAACAAUCGCCGAUUAACAUCGAGUUGGCGGAGGUAAUAGUGGAUACAGAUUUACCCGACUUUAACAUCUCAUCAUUUAAUAACAUCGAGGGUGUCGAACAACAUCUUGAAAAUGUUUUUGGACAUACAGCCGAGGUGAAAUACGGCGGAACUAACUUGACUAUAUCUGGGGGAAAUCUUCAUGGCACUUAUAUGGUGGACCAAUUUCAUUUUCACUGGGGUAAAGUGGACGGUCGAGGUUCAGAACAUAAAAUAAAUAAUAAAUCUUAUGACAUGGAGAUGCACAUAGUCCACCAUUCUACCCUAUAUUCUAAUAUCAGUGAAGCUAUGAAUAAACCUUAUGGUCUGGCUGUCAUCGGCUUCUUUGUACAGGUAUCUGCUGAAGACAAUGAAAAGUUCAGUGGAUUAUUGUCACAUUUCGAAAAUAUCACACACGCAGGUGAUUCCACUCCAAUACACGAGCCAAUAGUCCUCUCUGAAAUCAUCCCAGAAGAUCUAGAAGUGUACUACAGAUAUGACGGUAGCUUGACCACACCACCCUGCUACCAAUCUGUAGUCUGGACCAUCUUCCAGAAACCAAUCUACAUGUCCGAAAAACAGCUGAACAUAUUUCGAGGUUUAAAAAGAAACGCAGACGGAGAAACAGAACGAGAAUUGGUGGAUGACUUCAGACCAAUACAAGGACUGAACAACAGAGCAGUUAAAACUAACCAUGAGAGGGGAAGACCAAACGAAACUUCUAAUAACACCAUUUCAAAUU